Molecule: messenger RNA, 1267 nt
Organism: Orussus abietinus
Lineage: Eukaryota; Metazoa; Arthropoda; Insecta; Hymenoptera; Orussidae
Gene: Vajk4
Product: zinc finger protein 512B
Exons: 2
Coding region: 20-1267 (415 amino acids)
Source: RefSeq, a predicted model, not a curated record
AACACGCGCGAACUCCAAAAUGAAGUUUAAGAUCUCGAUCGUCCUGGUGGCGUUGGCCACGGUCGCCUUCGCCAAAGAGGAGCAGAAGGAGGCCUCGAAAGAGGCGCAGGAAGCUUCGUCAGCGGAGAAGAAGACUGAGAAGAGAGGUCUCCAUCACAGUUACGGGAACUAUGAAGGUGGCGGUGGAGGUCUAGGAUCCUAUGGAGGUAGCGGAGGUGGCGGCGAGCAUGGUCACGAGCACGUCCAGCACGAGCACGUUAAGACGAUCACCUUGAUAAAGAAGAUCCACGUGCCGUACGAGGUGACGAAGCACGUGCCCUACCUGGUCGAAAAGCAUGUGCCCUACGAGGUUAAAGUCGGCGUGCCGCAGCCUUACACGGUCGAGAAGCACGUGCCCUACCCGGUUAAGGUCUUCGUCAAGGUGCCCGUCCACGUGCCGCAGCCCUACACGGUGGAGAAGAAGGUGCCCUACGAGGUUAAGGUCCCUGUGGACAAGCCGUACGAGGUGAAGGUCUACGUGCCUCAGCCCUACACCGUGGAGAAACACGUGCCCGUGCCGGUGAAGGUGCCCGUGCCUCAGCCCUACACGGUCGAGAAGCACGUUCCCUUCCCCGUGAAGGUUAAGAUCCCGGUACCGCAGCCCUACCCGGUGGAGAAGCCAGUCCCCUACGAGGUUAAGGUCCCGGUCGACAAGCCCUAUCCCGUGCACGUACCCAAACCUUACCCGGUCACCGUCGAAAAGCCCUAUCCAGUGGCGGUAGAGAAACCCGUGCCCUACGAAGUCAAGGUCCCGGUCGACAGGCCCUAUCCCGUCACCGUUGAAAAGCCCUAUCCAGUCGAGGUUAAGGUCCCCGUGCCUCAACCCUACACGGUCCAUAAACCCGUCCCCUAUCCCGUCGAGAAACCCGUGCCUUAUCCCGUUAAGGUCCCCGUUGACAAGCCCUACGUAGUGGAGAAGGAGGUGCCCUACCCCGUUGAGAAAGAAGUACCUGUCCCGGUCAAGGUGCCGGUCCCUGUACCUGUCCACGUGAAGCACGAGAGCCACGGAUACGGUGGAGGUUAUGGGUCCAGCGGCUAUGGCUCCAGUGGAGGUUACGAGUCCAGUGGAGGUUAUGGGUCCAGUGGAGGUUAUGGGUCCAGCGGCGGUUAUGGGGCCAGCGGAGGUUAUGGAUCCAGUGGAGGUUAUGGCUCCAGUGGAGGCGAUUACGGAUCCCAUGGAGGUGGAUACGGAGGCGAGUCUGUCUCCUACUCGCACCAUCGCCGAUAA